GUCCACACAUUUGCGACUGCAACCGCCCCAGGAGUGACCGAUACCUCCGAUGCCUGCACGAAGUUGUACGCGGCGCCGCGGCCCGCCAGCCUUCCGCAACGCUGACCGAUGUGGCGCCGUCGGCCUGACUGGUCCACGUGACACAUCGAAGUUCGAAGUGAAUGGAAGAUCCAACAGAUUGCCGCGUCAAAGUGCAAUUUCGAGCAUGCUGCUGCUACCGUCCGAGAGCGGCGAAGACGUCGUGUACGUUCACUACCACGAGCUCAACGCGUUCGAGUCGCCGCGCGCCUUCACACCGUCAAGCGCCGUCGACCGCGCGUGCCUCCUCUGCCACGAAAGUGUGGCCACGCUGCACGGCGAUUUGGCCGACGUCGUCGACAACUUUGUCCAUUGCGCAGGCUGCAACAGCUACUACUGCCAUGGCUGCCUCCAGGACUACUUGGGCCACAAGAUCGAGACGCGUCAGGUUCUGCCGAGCCAGCUCGUGUGCCCGGGCGCGUGUCAGCAACCGCUGCCGGCGACGACGCUGCAAGUGCACAUGCGGCGCAGCGACUUUGCAAAGUACAAUGCGCUCUUGACGCUGCCAAGCCCGUCCAACGAAGCGCUUGUGUGCCCACGACCGGGCUGCGGCUGCCCGCUCAAGCGCACCGAGCGUGGCCGCAAGGUGCACUGCCCUGCGUGCGGCUUGAACUCGUGUUACAACUGCGGCCGUCGCUUUCAUUAUUGGCCGCUUUGCCGCGCGCCCUUUGCGCGCUGCUGGCCCCACUGACACCACGAUGCUGCACGUAAUCGUAUCCCUACGUCGCUACGCACGGCCGAUUCUUGCUUCCACGCGAUCCAAAAUCCCUGCCCGCCAACCUUCCAUCGCUCAUUGUGCUGUGCGCAACACAAACGGUCGUCGCAUCGACAUCCGUUCUACUAUCCAUCAAUAUCCAAGUAUCCGUUCAUCCCAUCCUCCAAUUAUCCAUCCAGGCAUCCAGUUAUCCAUGUACAAUCUGCAAUCGUCGAGCGCGAGGUCGACGUGCGUCGCACACGUAGCCUCGAUCAACUUGCACGCAACCCUGAAGCGGCGACUCGUCGCAUUUAAAAAAAUCCCUUUAUCUAUCUACGUAUCCAAGUAUCCUUCCAUCCAGGAAUCCAUAUGUAUUUCAUUGCCCA
Saprolegnia diclina VS20 is the source of this 1158-nucleotide messenger RNA. RefSeq lists its product as hypothetical. Gene Ontology annotation, molecular function: zinc ion binding. The record is from RefSeq and is a predicted model, not a curated record. The transcript has a single exon. NCBI's taxonomy places the organism in Eukaryota, Oomycota, Saprolegniomycetes, Saprolegniales, Saprolegniaceae. The coding region runs from base 50 to 769 and encodes 239 amino acids.